AUGUCUCGCUAUAUUGCAUUAGUGGCAAUUUUCGCCAUGGCAUUUGCUGAGCACUGGACUGUAUAUGACGCCGACAGGAAGUUGUAUUGUAUUAUUCUGGAUGCAGAGAACGUUUCGAUGACUGUGAAAUUCACCGCAUUAAAUGGUACCGUCGAGACCUACACCGCAUCAAUCAACGGUACCCAUGAAGUUACUGGUAAAUGUCAAGACAUAUACGGGAAUCGAACUGCUCAGUCUCUCAAAGUGAGCUUCUUCCCCGCUGGAAACAACACUCCCGCAAUCGCAGCUCAGCCAUGGGAGUUGGAAUUCAUUUUUGGAUCAGAUGAAAAAGUGGCUGCUUUCGAGCUGCUUGACUAUUCUCUCACUACGGCACCAGUCUGGGGAGUCAAUGCAUCAUCGAUCUACAAAUUCAAAAAGGCUGACGGACAAGUAGACUUCCAGGGACAUGAUAAAAAUGCUUUUAAAUGCUCGAACAGCGAUCUUCCAUUGUCAAACAGUUCUACGAUUGAUCUGAAGAACGUCAAUGUGCUUGCUUUCGCACACUUGGACCAACCGCAGUUCCCCAAACAACAGAUCUUCGAGCAGUGUCUCCUCGACUCGCGCACUUCCGACAUCGUGCCGAUCGUUGUCGGAGCCUGCUUGGCCGGCCUCGUUGUCAUUGUGCUUGUCGCCUACCUCAUUGGAAGAGCUCGUGCAAAGCAGUUGAAGAAUUGA
Messenger RNA from Cylicocyclus nassatus, 714 nucleotides. Lineage: Eukaryota; Metazoa; Nematoda; Chromadorea; Rhabditida; Strongylidae. The record is from the annotation of a GenBank genome assembly.